Cicer arietinum (chickpea) is the source of this 2472-nucleotide messenger RNA. RefSeq names its product BTB/POZ domain and ankyrin repeat-containing protein NOOT2-like. Gene Ontology annotation, molecular function: transcription cis-regulatory region binding; protein binding. The record is from RefSeq and is a predicted model, not a curated record. Gene Ontology annotation, cellular component: nucleus. NCBI's taxonomy places the organism in Eukaryota, Viridiplantae, Streptophyta, Magnoliopsida, Fabales, Fabaceae. Gene Ontology annotation, biological process: plant organ development; induced systemic resistance, jasmonic acid mediated signaling pathway; regulation of DNA-templated transcription.
CCUUUCCUAGUUCCUAUUACCACAACCACACCCCUCUCCUCCAUUCAUACCCCUAUAAGAUUCUCUCAUAAAAACAACAAUCACAGUAACAUCAUCAACAUCAAUGAAAACAACACAAACAUCAAACAAAUGAAACCCCAACCUCUCCUCACUAUUUCAUUCCAAUCACUCCCUUUUAUCUUAAUCUAAUCCUCUCUCUCUCUCUUUCUCACACACACACACUUUUUGAAGAGUUAUUAUCAUAUAGUGUUAGGGACCAACCCAAACUGUUCAAUAGAGUACUCUCUUCUCUUCACUCUCUAGUUGAGUCACUGAGACACAGUAACAGAAACAGGAAGAACAACAACAACAUCAUGUCCCUUGAAGAGACUCUAAGAUCUCUCUCCCUUGACUACCUCAACCUUCUCAUCAACGGCCAAGCCUUCAGCGACGUAACUUUCCAAGUCGAAGGUCGGUUGGUUCACGCUCAUCGCUGCAUCUUAGCAGCAAGGAGUCUCUUCUUCAGGAAAUUCUUUUGUGGACCCGACCCACCGCCGGGUCUUGACCCAACAGGAGGAGGAUCUUCUCGGCAAUCCAAUCCAAGACCCGGUGUUAUUCCGGUGAAUUCUGUUGGAUAUGAGGUGUUCCUCCUCCUUUUGCAGUUUCUGUACAGUGGACAAGUUUCUAUUGUUCCUCAGAAACAUGAGCCUAGGCCUAAUUGUGGUGAAAGAGGGUGCUGGCACACGCAUUGUUCCUCAGCCGUUGAUCUUGCCCUUGACACACUCGCUGCCGCUAGAUACUUUGGAGUUGAACAGCUUGCAUUGCUCACUCAGAAGCAACUAGUGAGCACGGUAGAGAAAGCUUCAAUAGACGAUGUGAUGAAAGUACUAAUAGCUUCAAGAAAGCAAGAAAUGCACCAACUUUGGACAACAUGUUCCCACCUUGUUGCCAAAUCUGGACUCCCACCUGAAGUCCUUGCAAAGCACCUCCCCAUCGACGUAGUCGCCAAAAUCGAAGAGCUUCGUCUAAAAACCUCCUUAGCACGCCGCUCCUUAAUGCCACUCCACCACCAUCAUCACCACCUCCACCACGACUUGGGCGACCUUGAGGACCAAAAAAUCCGCCGAAUGAGGCGGGCUCUUGACUCCUCAGACGUCGAACUAGUCAAACUCAUGGUCAUGGGAGAAGGACUCAACCUCGAUGAAGCAUUGGCAUUACACUAUGGAGUUGAGAAUUGCAGCAGAGAAGUGGUGAAAGCCUUGCUUGAACUCGGUGCCGCCGAUGUUAACUACCCUGCUGGACCAUCCGGGAAAUCUCCGCUUCAUGUGGCCGCAGAGAUGGUGUCGCCAGAAAUGGUGGCGGUUUUGCUUGACCAUCAUGCGGACCCCACAGUUAGAACCGUUGAUGGUGUGACACCUUUGGAUAUACUAAGAACCCUAACCUCUGAUUUUCUCUUCAAAGGUGCUGUUCCUGGAUUGACCCACAUUGAACCAAACAAGUUAAGAUUAUGUUUGGAACUUGUUCAAUCCGCAGCACUUGUUAUGUCGCGUGAAGAAAACAAUGCUAAUAACAACAACAAUGCAUCUUCAUCAGCAGCACCAAUUUACCCUCCAAUGAGUGAAGAUCAUAGCAGCAGUAGCAGUGGAAAUAACAACAAUAAUAACAACAACAAUAACAUUGGUAACCUGAAUUUGGAUUCUAGAUUGGUGUACCUCAACCUUGGUGCUGCCCGAAUGGGAGGAGGUGGUGAUGAUGAUGAUAGUGGUCACAAUAGUCAUAGGGAAGCCAUGAAUCGUCAAGGUGGUGGAUGUGACCCAACAAUGUAUCAUCACUCUCAUGAUUUCUAAGCCUAGCUGUAAAUGGCUAGAAAUAGCUAAGUCAAAGUGGCACAAAAAUUUCUAAUAUAUAAUUGAAGAAGUUGUUUUGAAUUACACUGUUGAUGAUGGAAAAUGGUUCAAAGAGAAGACAAGAAGAUGAUGGUUCAUGCACAAUGGACAAGAAAGAAGGACAUGGAUAGAUAUGGACAUGAACACUGUUGGAUGGAUGGGGCAUAAAAUUUACUUUUUCUUUUAUUGUUUGUUACUUGAAAUUGAAAUUAAAUGUAGUGUUCACUAAUUAAGUCAUUUCAUUACACUGUUGUUUUUGUUUUUGUUUUUGGCUCUUUUGUCUAUGUUGGUAUUAUUUAUUUAUUUUGUAGGUCUUUUAAAUGUUCAAUCAGCAUUUGAAGUGCGGUUUCAUAGGAGAUCGAUAUGAGGAUAAAAGACAAGAGAAUCUAAUCAGUUUAUUAUUAUUUUUGGGUGUAAAAUGAAAGGGCGCAUGGAGGAGACGCAGGUCAAUCUUUUCAAACUACCAUUUCAUCUGUCAACUCCUUUGUUUUUUUUUUGUAUAUUAACAAAGUUAGCUAAUAUCAUUCCUAUAUCCAUCUUUUUGUGAAUGAAUAAUCCCUUUGGCUUUUGUAAUAUCAAUUCUUGUCCCACUUUCUCCUAACCCAAA